Molecule: messenger RNA, 733 nt
Organism: Drosophila persimilis
Lineage: Eukaryota; Metazoa; Arthropoda; Insecta; Diptera; Drosophilidae
Exons: 4
Coding region: 343-708 (121 amino acids)
Source: RefSeq, a predicted model, not a curated record
UUUUGUUUUUGGAUUCUGUGGACCGAAUCAGCACAGGACAGCGGGGUCGCUGUUAGAGGCGAAGGAUAGCCCAAGAGAGAAUUGAAGUACCACUACACCUUACCGUGAAGAAUUCUGAUGGAAUAUCUCGGUAUUUUAUAGUCUUUGCUGAUAGCCCUGAAACUACAUUUGAUACUAUGAGUAUUCGAUGGACGGUACCCCGGAAUUCAUAUGCUGGAACACUUUUUCCAGCUAAACGACCUAUUAAUCAAGGGACAAAGCAACAGCUGCCAUCUGUUGAGGAAAUAUUCCUAUAUUUAUAAAGCAUUCUUUUGAGCCCCACUUAGCGCCAGUUCUCUCAGAAUGCUGUUCGUGAUUGCAUUGCUCUGUUUUGGUGUUCUCCAAGCCACGGGGCUCCCAGUCCCAGCUCCAGUCUCAGUAACAGUGGAACCUCAAACCACCAAGCCAUCCAUAAGGACUUCCUAUGCAAAUUAUAAGGUGUUUCGGGUGGGAAUCCACACUAAAAGUCACUUUGAAGUGAUCGAAUUUCUGCUGUCUGAUCCCGAGAUGUAUAAUUUGUGGCGCAUAGGCAAGAACGAGGUGGACAUAAUGGUACAUCCAAGGGUGCUACAAGAAUUUAACAACACGGUGACGAAGGAGUCGUUCAAUGUGCAGCUGUUGGUGCCCGAUGUUCAAAAACUCAUAGAUGCAGAGAAGGCAAGGAAAUAAACGAGACCUAGUACAUUUUCAUAGA